Molecule: messenger RNA, 4383 nt
Organism: Coregonus sp. 'balchen'
Lineage: Eukaryota; Metazoa; Chordata; Actinopteri; Salmoniformes; Salmonidae
Source: the annotation of a GenBank genome assembly
UGUCCUCGCUGUCGUCGACAGCCCCUCUCCCUCCGUUGCCAUGGAUUUGGGAAGCCUGACCACAGUGGUUGCCAACUCGGCCUACAUAAGCGCCCGCGGCAGCUUCGACGGCUCCAACCCGGCGGCCUCGCGUGACAAGAAGUACCACGCCCGCCUCAAGCUGCCCCACAUCACCGUGUGCGAGGGCCUCCAGGAAACCCUGGACCUAGCCUUUCAGUCGGUCUGCGUGGAGCAGCCUAUCGGCAAACGCCUGUUCCGCGAGUUCCUGGAGACGGCGCCCGAAUACCACGGUCCUUGCCACUUGUGGCGGGACAUCGAAGAGUACGACUUAGCCGAAGACACGGACCGGGCCCAGAAGGCGUCCAGGAUCAUUCAGCGUUACCUAGAGUCCUCGGCCAAGCUCUACUGCCCCUUCCUGACCCCAGAGACCGUGACCCAGGUGAAGGAGGCCCAGCAGGGGGCCGGGGACGCCCUCUUUGCCCAGACACUGGCCUCUGUGCUGGGCUACCUCCAGGAAGUUCCCUACACCUUCUUCCUGGAGAGCAUGUACCUGAAGAGGUUCCUGCAGUGGAAGUGGCUGGAGAUGAAGCCCAUGGACCAAGACUGGUUCCAGGACUUCCGUGUGCUAGGGAAGGGGGGGUUCGGGGAGGUGUUUGCCUGCCAGAUGAAGGCCACGGGGAAACUGUAUGCCUGCAAGAAGCUCAACAAGAAGAGGCUGAAGAAGAGGAAGGGCUAUGAGGUGAAAAGACGGGGAGGGGGUGAGGUUGUUUCUGAGAGUCUUUGGUGUGGUCCACCAUCUCUAUUCAUGUGACAUUUCCUGUAUGAUAUGAGAGAGAUGAGAUGCUAUCCCAAGAGGAAAUCACUUCGUUAGAAUACAGUAUGCUUCUGUAGACUAUUAAUGCUAGAUCAAGCUGAUAGUCACAAUGACUAAUGCCAUGGAAGGGUAUGUGGCCAGGGGUCAUACCCUACAGUAUGUACCCCGGGGGUCAUACCCUACACUAUGUGGCCAGGGGUCAUACCCUACACUAUGUGGCCAGGGGUCAUACCCUACACUAUGUGGCCAGGGGUCAUACCCUACACUAUGUGGCCAGGGGUCAUACCCUACAGUAUGUACCCCGGGGGUCAUACCCUACACUAUGUGGCCAGGGGUCAUACCCUACACUAUGUGGCCAGGGGUCAUACCCUACAGUAUGUACCCCGGGGGUCAUACCCUACACUAUGUGGCCAGGGGUCAUACCCUCUGUGACUGACAGAACCCCUGUAAUCUUGAGUGAAAAUGGUUAUAUUCAUGGAAUUAGUUUGCUGCAGUUUUGAAGUAGGCUACAGUACCUGUUUUCCUGUAAGCAAUGAGGAGAGAAUAAUUGUGUUAAUCAAGUUUGCCUCUGUCUUAGCCCUCUGUAUUAAACACAGCACAUGGAUAGAGCGAUUACAGAGAGGAUUAGGGAGCUGUUCUCAGUGGGACUGCUGGGGAAGGUUAGUUCAUGUCCUUUACAGCUAGUCCAAGGCCCUGUUUGAAAAUGGUAAAAAUUCCUCCUUGCUCAUGUCAAUCACUGAUAUAACAUGAUUAGAUAGGUGAAAGCAAGGAUUCCACUAAAUAACUUUCACCUAUCUAGGUGUUAGAUCAGUGAUUACUUCAAGGAAGGAUGCAUUUGAAAAAUAAUCGAGCAGGGCCUACCGCUGAGAGACUGUAUAUAACGACGAGAUGGUCUUGGUCUCCCUAAUAAUGGGAGUCUUGGGAGCUUAUCGGUCUGCUUAUUGCUGUAUUCCCCCAGUGGACAGAUUUUGACGGGAGUGGACCCUCUCGCUUUGCCUCUUCCUACCGGUAUGAAUUUGUGAGUGAUGGUUGCUAUUGUCAUGUUUGUCCCCCUCCUCUACUCUAGGGGGCGAUGGUGGAGAAGAGGAUCCUUGCCAGGGUUCAUAGUCGCUUCAUUGUGUCACUGGCCUACGCUUUCCAGACCAAGGAUGAGCUCUGUCUGGUUAUGACCAUCAUGAAUGGAGGAGACCUGAAGUAAACACACACCUUAUGAUAGAUCUGUAACAUGUUUGUUCCCAUACUUCCCCAGAUACAUUUAGGUCAUUUAGCAGACGCUCUUAUCCAGAGCGACUUACAGGAGCAAUUGGGGUUAAGUGCCUUGCUCAAGGGCACAUCAACAGAUUUUUUUGCCUAGUCAGCUUGGGGAUUCAAACCAGCGACCUUUUGGUUACUGGCCCAACGCUCUUAACCACUAAAUUACCUGCCACCCCAGGUACCACAUCUAUCUGGUGGAUGAGAACAACCCAGGGUUUGAGGAGCCCAGAGCCUGUUUUUAUGCAGCUCAGAUCAUCCAGGGCAUGGAGCACCUUCACCAGAAGAGAAUAAUCUACAGAGACCUCAAACCUGAGAAUGUGCUGCUGGACAAUGAAGGUACACAAUGAGAGGUGUGCAUGUACAUACAAACACACACACCCACACGCAUGUCAUGCUUGUGUGAUGUGACGCUGUCCAAAUGUUGUCCUUAGGUAACGUGCGUAUCUCUGACCUGGGUCUGGCAGUGGAGCUCAAGGAAAACCAGACAAAGAUCAAAGGCUACGCUGGAACUCCAGGUCAGUCUCAGCUGCAGCUGCCCGACCUCAUUAUCUCACAAUGGGGUUUCACGUUUAGUGUCUCCAAGAGGAUCCAUUCUGGCUCUUGUGACUGACCUUUAACCUUUGACCUUUGCUAUCUGCCCCCAGGGUUUAUGGCCCCGGAGCUCCUGAAGGGGGAGAAGUAUGACACCUCAGUGGACUAUUUCACCCUGGGGGUCACGCUGUUUGAGUUUAUGGCCGCCAAGAACCCGUUCAGGGAACGUGGAGAGAAGGUAACCUGCUCCCUUUCAUCCCUACACUCGUCACACUGGAUAACAGUGUACAACUCCUGGUUCCAUCCCAGCACUUUUACACACCUGUCUUUGAUUCUUCCUUCAAAGGCCAUCAUUAUUUGAGACAGGUGUGUUUGUGCAGGGCUGGAACAAAAGCCUGCACACCCAGUUGGCAAUGGCAUUGAUGUACUGUUGCUAACCUGCGGUUUUCUUCUGGUCAGGUUGAGAAGGAAGAACUGAAGGAGCGCAUCAUGACCGGGACUGUGGUCUACCCAGAGACAUUCAGUGAGAACGCCAAGUCCAUCUGCUCUGCGCUGCUGGAGAAACAGGUGGACCAGAGACUAGGUUUCAAGAACGGGACCUGUGACGAGAUCAGGACACACCCCUUCUUCAGCGCCAUCCACUGGAGGAGACUGGAUGCAGGUACGAAGGCUAUUUCCAAGUGCUAACUGAACCAAAUGUUAAGUUGUGGAUGUGGUCUGGAUUUGGGCCAUAAUUUUGCUGUGUCACACUCUACAGCUGCCACAAAGACAGACUUCACAUCAGAAGCACACCAUCCCUCCCUCUGAAGUUCACUCAGUAAGAGUCUCUCUAACCUCCUCCCUCUCUCCUACAGGCAUCCUGUCCCCUCCGUUUGUCCCCGACUCCAAGGUGGUCUAUGCCAAGGACCUGGAUGAUGUGGGUGAGUUCUCCUCGGUGAAGGGGGUGGGGCUGGACGACCCCGACCGCGUGUUCUUUGACGAGUUCUCCUCUGGGAACAUUUCCAUCCCCUGGCAGGAGGAGAUGAUUGAGACGGGGAUCUAUGGUGAGCUCAACAUGUGGGGACCUGCAGGCACCAUACCCAACGACCUGCGCAGGGAGUCCAUUUUGGAACAGCCCAAGUCAACAACCUGCUGCUUGGCGUGAUUGUCUCUUUGGAAACGGAGGACGAAGAAUGGAGCUCAGACGUUCCGGAUCAGACCAACCGUAGCUCUUUGAGGUGAUGUUGUGUUUAGUACACUUGGAAUGGAACAUUCCAAGUGAUGAUAUCACAAAGCGCUGCCAACUGAUUCUUUUUUGAACGCUUGACGUUUAGAGUAGAACAAUGAGAAAAACAGUUUAAAAAAAACAUACCCCUCAAAGGGCAUUGAUGGGGAAAUGCGUCGCCAUCGUGACAAUGACACCUGGACCCAGACAAACACUCAGACAGUCCAGAACAGAACAGCAAAUCAGGUUCUACACAAUAACGUUGCCAUGGAAAUGGAACUGUUGAGUGGCACGGUGUACUGACUGCUCAUUGGUUGAGACUGAGAGACUGUUCCGCUGCUCCUAGAGUGAACCUGUUAGAUGGACUUUGGACCUUUGUACUUCAGUUGGGCCCAGCAAUAGAUAUUCUGUAUUCUCAACGCAUACUGACAGAUAAUUUCGCAUCGUCAAGACAUAGGUGUGCGUGUAUGAGUGAGAAAAUGAGAUGCUUUCUGAUUCUGCUCACUAUAGCACUAGUGAAAUGUGCUAAGAAACAGUUUACUAAAUUUGUCAAUAUAUACUGAGUAUACCAAACAUUAGG